This is a messenger RNA of Hordeum vulgare subsp. vulgare (domesticated barley), 785 nucleotides long. RefSeq lists its product as uncharacterized. The coding region runs from base 1 to 702 and encodes 233 amino acids. The transcript has 2 exons. NCBI's taxonomy places the organism in Eukaryota, Viridiplantae, Streptophyta, Magnoliopsida, Poales, Poaceae. The record is from RefSeq and is a predicted model, not a curated record.
AUGCCGUAUUUUGUAGAUUCUGUAUUUCUACGUAUAGAUGCUCUUUCUGACACACAUGACCCACCGGAAAAAAAAAACCCUUCUUCUCCAACACACCUAGCCCACCCUGCUCCUCUCGGCCGCCCCGCCCCGCCCAUCUCCGACCUGCAGCCGGCGGUCGGCCUCGCCGGCCUGGUCACCGCCGACCAGCUCUUCUCCGACGGCAUUGUCCUCCCGCUCCACACCCUCCAGGCCCCUCCCGCUGGCCCCGACGCCGACCAACACCAAGGCCAAGACCAAGACGCCAUGGAAGACGCCGACCAAGACCGAAAUGCCGACGUCAACGAGCCCUCCGACCCGCCGGAGCAGGAAGGGGAGGCUGCCGAGCAGGUCCAGCCGCUCGCGGAGGCCUGCGCCGUCCCGACGCCGGACCUCCCCGCCGUCACCUUCAAGUGGAAGGACAUCUUCAAGCCCACCGGCGAGUCCAAGGAGCGCGCCAAGAAGGCGGAGCGCCGCGUCAGCAGCGUCAGCGGCAACGCCGAGCUCAUCAACAUCAACAUAUGGCCCUUCUCCCGGAGCCGCUCCGCUGGCCACUCUACCUCCAGCGCCGGCGCCGGCGCUAGCAGCAAGGCCAAGACGAGCUCGCCGCGCUGGUCACGCUGCCGGACCUCAAGAGCGGGCUCUUCAGCACCGACGAUUUCCGCAUGUACAGCUUCAAGGUGAAGCCCUGCUCCCGCGCCUACUCCCACGACUGGACCGAGUGCCCCUUCGUGCACCCCGGCGAGAACGCCCGCCGCCGCGACCCG